Penicillium longicatenatum is the source of this 2568-nucleotide messenger RNA. Its product is annotated as mitochondrial elongation factor MEF2. Lineage: Eukaryota; Fungi; Ascomycota; Eurotiomycetes; Eurotiales; Aspergillaceae. Gene Ontology annotation, molecular function: GTPase activity; GTP binding. The record is from RefSeq and is a predicted model, not a curated record. Gene Ontology annotation, biological process: mitochondrial translation; ribosome disassembly. The transcript has a single exon. Gene Ontology annotation, cellular component: mitochondrion. The coding region runs from base 1 to 2568 and encodes 855 amino acids.
AUGGCAAAAUGCCAAGAUGAAGCUUUUCUGGAGCGAACUCGCAACAUUGGCAUUAUUGCCCAUAUUGACGCGGGAAAGACCACAACCACCGAGCGCAUGCUGUUUUACAGCGGCUUUACUCGGCGCAUUGGUGAUGUGGAUGAGGGUUCGACUGUAACAGAUUUCUUACCCGCGGAGCGCGCUCGUGGAAUCACGAUUCAGUCCGCUGCUAUCACCUUUCAUUGGCCUCCUGGAGAUGGUGCUGAAGGUCGAGCUGUGACUCAAGACCCAUCUGUGCCUCGCUCAGUAAAUUCGCAUACCAUCAACCUUAUCGAUACCCCAGGACAUGCGGAUUUCACUUUCGAGGUCAUGCGGUCUUUGCGCAUCCUAGAUGGUGCUGUCUGUAUCUUGGAUGGAGUUGCCGGUGUUGAGGCACAGACAGAGCAAGUCUGGAAUCAGGCCAGUACCUAUAAGAUCCCCAGAGUGCUCUAUGUGAACAAGCUGGAUCGUGAUGGUGCUGCCUUUGGCAGAACAGUACGGGAAGUAAGCUCUCGCUUAUCUGUAUAUCCCGCAGUAUGCCACAUUCCUUGGUUUCAAGGAGGAAACGGGCCUUUUAUUGGCAUUGCAGAUGCCAUCAACCUUCAGGGACUCAAGUGGAAAGAAGGAGAAGACGGCCGUUCUGUGAAAAUGAUGAACCUAGAACAAUUGGAUGCAGAAGAACCGGCUCUAGCAGAGGAACUCCGACGAGCUCGCAUUGCUCUAGUUGAACUUCUGAGUGAGAAGGAUGAAAUCAUGGUGGAGAAGUUUUUCGAGUACGAAGAUCAUUUGGCAGUGCCCUCAAUAGACAUUAUCGACAGUCUCCGGCGCUGCGUACUUGACCCCACAAGUCGAAUCGUUCCUCUAUUUGCCGGUGCCAGCUUCAGGAAUAUGGGUGUGCAGCCCUUGCUUGAUGCUGUGGUCAAUCUUCUUCCCAGCCCACCAGAGGCACCGGAUCCCGAAGUGAGUAUUGGAGGUGUCAAGGGAGGCUUGCGACGACUGCUUUCAGGCGAUCUUAUCGUGGAGCAGAGCGAACAAUCCAGCACCUCCGGUAAGGGCAAGAAAAAGAAGAAGAAUCUUCAGAUGAAUGCCAAAGAUGCCAUCGCCAAACUUAACAGCUGUGCACUGGCAUUCAAAGUGGUCAAUGACCCGAAGCGGGGCGUCUUGGUCUACGUCCGAGUGUAUUCGGGAUCUCUUGACCGCAAUAGCUUGCUAUUCAACACAAACCUGCACCUCUCUGAACGUGCUCCUCGCUUACUGAAGAUGUACGCCAAUGAUGCAGUGGAAGUGGAUUCCAUUCCUGCAGGCCACAUUGGUGUCGUGGUCGGUCUGAAGCACGCUCGAACGGGCGACACCCUGCUUUCAUACGCAGGUAACAAACCCACGCCUCCUGAGCCACUGACCACACUUCAAUUACGCCCAAUCGAUGUACCACCGCCCGUUUUCUUCACCAGCGUGGAACCUCAUAGCCUAAGUGAAGAAAAGCGAGUGCAAGAAUCACUUUCACUGCUCUUGCGAGAAGAUCCCAGCUUGCAUGUCAGUGUAGACGAAGAGUCUGGUCAAACUCUGCUAAGUGGAAUGGGAGAAUUGCACCUCGAAAUUGCCCGUGACCGUCUGAUCGGUGACCUUAAGGCCAAGGCAUCGAUGGGUCGCAUUGAAAUCGGUUACCGGGAAUCUACCCUCGGCGCCUCAAACACCGUCACUAAGAUAUUCGAGAAAGAGAUCGCAGGUCGCCAAGGCAAAGCAGGCUGCUCGGCGAUGGUGGAACCUUGUAAUGAAGAAAGUGUCUCCGAAGCCGCAGAUGAAGAGACAAUUCUCGCAGAAACCAUCGAAGGAAACCAAAUUAUCAUCCGCGCCCCAGGUUUGCAGGUGGAGAUGGGUAGGAACGAGGAAGAAACCAGUCCCUUUCUUCCACCCGGCAUGGAUUUGAACACCCUCCGCACAUCACUGCAAAACGGCGCUCUGGCAGCGCUCGCACGUGGACCCCAAUUUACUUUCCCAAUGCACAACACCCGAGUGACACUCACAAUCGACCCAGUUCAGCAUCUUUUCGGGGGCGACUCGACUACAUCGGCACUUUCAGCCGCAUCGCGUCAGGCCACUUCCGCCGCGCUUCGAGAUCUCCUUACUGGCGCGGGAACAGUCAUGAUGGAACCAGUCAUGAACGUCAUUAUCAGUGUUGACGAGGCUAGUCUAGGCUCCGUUGUUCAUGAUAUCUCCUCUUCACGGGGUGGACACAUCCUUUCGCUGGACGAUGAUGUAUCAGCUCCUACGGACUCUUCCGAUUCUCUUCCUCCCAUUGACCUGAAACGUGUGUAUGCACCCGCUGAUCCAUUUGAGGCGCCUUCGGUCGGUAUUGAAAUGCCUGUGUCUGCUUCGAGACAGCGCAACAUCACCGCCAAGGUGCCGCUUAAGGAGAUGGUUGGGUAUCUGAAGCACCUCCGCAGUCUGACUGCUGGUCGUGGUACAUUCGUGAUGAGUGUUGAUCGGUUUGAAAACAUGUCUGCUCAGAGACAAAAGGCCGUUUUGGCUGAGCUUAGGGGUGGCUUCUAA